Molecule: messenger RNA, 1677 nt
Organism: Nematostella vectensis (starlet sea anemone)
Lineage: Eukaryota; Metazoa; Cnidaria; Anthozoa; Actiniaria; Edwardsiidae
Product: RING finger protein 32
Exons: 9
Coding region: 112-1212 (366 amino acids)
Molecular function (GO): protein binding
Source: RefSeq, a predicted model, not a curated record
AGCUGGUAAUGUCAGCGGCCAAAAAGUUGUUCAGUGUUUUUGUUUUGAGGUCGUAAUACGUUUUAACUCUGGUAUGUAGACUUGGCUCAAAAAGCUUUAGAUUAAUCUGCAAUGAGCUACCGAAGUGGAAAAGCAGCUAAACUGCCCCCUGAAAGAAGAGACAAGCUCGAAAGUUUGCCCAACACUGCAUUGACUGCUGUAGCAUUACAAGAUCACUGGGCAAGAUCUCUAUCACUCAAAGAUCCUGUUAAAAAGAAGAUCAACCAUAGUUUACCAGUUGCAGCCAAGCCUAGAUCCACAGCAGCACGCAUCAAAGGGGGAAAAGGCCCUGAAACAAGAGAAUCUAAUAAAGAAUAUGUGCUGGACCCUGUGCCACCCCCACCAACUUUAGCACAAAAGUAUGGCCUGGUUGAAGCUCCUGAGAAGCUAUUAUCUGACACAGACUGGCAAAGUGUGAAGCAGCAGUCAAAUGCAAGGCUUGACUCUACACUACCUUGUGUGAUAUGUAAGGAGGAUUUUGGCAACCUACAGCAGGUCCUCUUGUCCUGUAGCCACGUCUUCCAUAGGACUUGUCUUGAAGCAUUUGAAAAGUUCUCAGGUAAGAAAUGCUGUCCAAUGUGCCGCAAGGAAAAGUACCAGAAACGGAUUAUACACGAGGGAGCAAAGCAACACAGAGUCAAAUGUGUCAUCAGGAUCCAGGCUGCCUGGCGAGGCUAUGUGCUAAGGUCAUGGUACAGAAAACUGAGGCAGACUGUGGCUCCUAAAGAUCCCAAGCUAAGACAAAAAUUUUACGAAAACAAGCUACAGAGUAUCACUGAUAGACUGGUCGGAUCAAUGGAGGCAAGCAGAGCGACUGUAGACAAUCUGAUGUCUGAGAUCAACCAGUCUCUUGCAAGUAGCCGCAAUAUCAUGAGUCGAAUAGACGGUGAUUGCAUCAAAUCGCCAAUUUCCAGUCAAGAAUGGGAACAGGCACGGCUUAAGGCCGUGGAGCGGUGCACAACCGAUUGCCCCAUAUGCAUCAUGCCUCUUGCCCAGCAAGGCCUGUAUAACCGUGAGACCAGCGCAUGCGCAGGGAAGCACAGGCCUUCCGUACUACUCUCGUGCUCACACGUAUUCCACAUGACAUGCCUGCAAGCCUUCGAAGAGUUUACCACCAGCACUAAACACGUCUGCCCUGUGUGCAGGGCAACGUACCAGAAACGAGUCUUGUGACAUGGCGACGUACCAGAAACGAGUCUUGUGACAUGGCGACGUACCAGAAACGAGUCUUGUGACAUGGCGACGUACCAGAAACAAGUCAUGUGACAUAGGGUGACGUGCCACAAACGAGUCAUGUGACAUAGGGCGACGUACCACAAACAAGUCAUGUGACAUAGAGUGACGUACCACAAACGAGUCAUGUGACAGGGCGACGUGCCACAAACGAGUCAUGUGACAUAGGGCGACGUGCCACAAACGAGUCAUGUGACAUAGGGUGACGUGCCACAAACGAGUCAUGUGACAUAGGGCGACGUGCCACAAACGAGUCAUGUAACAUAGGGCGACGUGCCACAAACGAGUCAUGUGACAUAGGGUGACGUGCCACAAACGAGUCAUGUGACAUAAAUCUCUAUAAAUUUUGAUAAAUUUAAACUAAUUCCCUUCUUUCGGAUGAUUCAAAUUAUAUCUCGGAUACUU